Messenger RNA from Patella vulgata (common limpet), 4382 nucleotides. RefSeq lists its product as uncharacterized. Bases 369 to 1274 code for a protein of 301 amino acids. Gene Ontology annotation, molecular function: protein binding. The record is from RefSeq and is a predicted model, not a curated record. Lineage: Eukaryota; Metazoa; Mollusca; Gastropoda; Patellidae. The transcript has 6 exons.
GUUAAUCUAUCUUGUUAUUUGAUACGAUCUAUAUGAGAGCUAAGCAAGAUCAUAUGUUUACAGGCAUAUCUAUACUCGCUGAGACAAGUAGGUAUAUGUGUCGAGGUCGCCUAUGUUAUUGUCGAUCAGCAGUGCACUGUUUACAUUUGAAUGGAGUCAAAUAUUAGGAAAAUGUUCAGCUUUGAUCAGUACAACCAUUAAGAGCAGUGAAGUGUUGAGGGACUUCCCAACAGAAACAUGGUUUUAUUCAACUGGUACAUCUGGGUUAGUGUAAAAGAAUACUUAGUACUGAAUUGUAAUCACCAUGACCAAAACAUGAACCAACAGGUGGUCCAGUCAUUCAACGUAUAAUCAUCCAAAUACUAACAAUGCAACGAUUACACAGCGUGGAUUCUGGAUCCCAACUAAUUCCUGGAGAUGAUGCUUCAAAUCAUUCUUAUGCGUCUGUUGGCUACAAAAAAGUACGGGGGUUCAUUAGGCCCGACAAUACUAGGGCGAGACCACAAAGAAAAGAACUAGUUUGUACAGUAGUUGGGUUUUCUUUGGCUAUUUUGGCAAGUUUCGCAUCAGCUUAUGUUUUGUACAUAUAUUUGUCUAUUUCGGUCGCUGAACCGAUUUGUGUCAGAUGUGACAGUCUUAACGGCAGCAUACAAUACCUGAAUUUUGGAAAACAAUAUAAGAGUGGUAGUACAUACUGCUGUACCAGCCACCCCAAUCAUCUUAGGAAUGCUUUACACCAGGUAAUUGGUGACCAGUAUCAUAUAAAUAUACCAAUAAAGAAACCAGCUAAGAAGAUAAAGAUUCCUCAACCAACAAAAGUUGUUCAUGUCAUUUUGACAGACAUUUGUUCAAGAAACUGUGUUGAACCGCAAAGCAAGCCUAAAGCACGUUCACAUCAUCUGUUUGUUCGGAAUAUUGAAAGACCCAAAAGUCAUGGUGGUGAGGUGGAAGUGUCGGGUGAUUAUGUCACAAUCAAGACAACUGGAAAAUAUUAUAUCAGCAGCCAAUUUAUGUGCCAGUCCAACACAAUUGGCAGUACGCGCGGGCAUAUAGUUAAAAGACAUAACAAGAAUCUACCGAACGACCGCAUUGAAACUUUAAUAGCCGGUUACAAUACGGGCGAUGGACCAAUGAAGAUUUACAUAGCUGGUGUAUUUCAACUGAACAAAGAGGAUAAAUUGUUUGUUAAGUCAAGCAUUUGUUUAUUUCCAGAUCAGCGAAAGAAAAAUUAUUUAACGUUGAUAAAACUGGGUAACACAACCGCUCAUCGGUGAUCCCAAAUUGGAUGUGUUCAUCUUCCAAAUACUUCAUGAAAAUCACGAAAAUGUGUGAAACAUGUUGAUCGUGAUAAAUCUCACACUUGUUUUAAAGAAAAAGAGAGAUAUAUCACUUCUUAUCUAUUUGAAAGUAAACAAUGCAAAUUGUUACUGACUACCGGUACAAGAUCAAAUGUAUAUAGCGCGAAAAUUACGUACCAAAAACUCUAUAUCUGCCAUCUAUAAGUAUGUCUAAUAUUCUGUAUGUUCAUUUUGUACAAACAAUAUAACAUUUGUUACCUCACGAGAGGUAAGAACCUUACAGUGGGAUACGUAAUCAAAGAACAAAGUAAUAAAAGAAAGCCAAAGAUCAACGAUCAGCGACAUUACUUCUUUUCUUAUGCCCAUCUUCGUUAGUCCAGUAGGAGCAGACAAGUAGGAAGUUAAACCCCAUUUCAUUUCACUUAUAUCUAAAUGGCAGUCUGUCAGAAAGUUGUAUUUCAAAAUAUAUUCUUUAAUUGCGUGAUUCUACGAUAUUGCAGUCGCUACGUAUUAAAUGUUAUUGAUACUUCAUUUUGUUUUUUAUAAUCGCAUAACCAUAAUUAGAUGGAUGAUAUUAUCCAUCUGGAUGAUAUUAUCCAUCUGGAAGCAAGUCUAAUGUGUGUUUUAUUUUAGUCUGCGUAUAUGCACUGCUGUCCUAAAGACAUUGAACCUCAGUCUGUGCACUAUUUACUUCAAGAAUAGAUCUCUGUCUUGAACGGUCGCCAUAAGUGUUGUUCUAAUCCAUUUUACAUCUACAUGUAUCAUAGCACAAAGACUAAAUAAAUAUUUUCUGUCUUUUUUUAAUGGAAGCAGAAUAUAUAUUGUGUAUAGUGUUUUCGAAUAAAUUCGCCGAUUUAGAAAAUAAAAUUUCGGUCAAUUAAGUUCGUUUCUGUUCUCGACUCCAGCGGAGCUAAUUAUCGACAGGCGUUGUAACUUUCGUAUGAUUGACCGUCAAUGACGGGUAUCAAUCUGUUUUACAGACCUAAUGCGACCUCCGUCUUUUAUCUCUGUCCAAGAUGACUGACCUUUAAAAGGUCAGACCGCUGUAGUUCUAAGGGUAACGUCACAUCACAAUGUUUACCAACAAAGCAAGAUGGCAUCGAUAACGCCAAAAAAGAUUACUUCUGUGGCUUGUUUUUGUUGUUUUAAAACAAACACGAGCAGGUCAAUCAGAUUAGACGGUAAAAAAUGUACUUCUGAAAGAAUUCAGAGUAAACAAACAGAAAAAAACGUCAAAUUGAUGGUCACACGUGCGUUGUUUACAUCGAACGUAGUAAUAUGAACUGGUACGGGCAGAAUUAUAUCGUUUUACCCAUUUUACGAAUCCGCGUAGUAUUUUCUGUACCUAUUUACGCUAAUUAUGGAAUAUUUUUUAUCAAAAUAUACUUCAAACACCUUUAUUUAUUUUUCUAAUACUAAAAAAAAAUGUUUCAGAAUUUAAUUUUUCGAAAGAAAAAAGUUAAUAUUUUGUAGUCAUUAAGUCGCAUCGAUGUCAUCCUUAUCAGUGAUUGUAGCGUCAAGCGAACAUUCACUGCGGAUCAGUGUGGACGGGUAUAGGAAGACUGAAAGAUAAGAAUUAAUAGAUAAUUAUAUGCUAUUAUUACUAAUUAUUGAAUAACAUAUAUUCAUCACUACCUACGACCCACUACGUAAAUACAUUUAUUUGAAAUUUAAAUCACGUCAUCAAUUAUUGUGUAUUAUGGCAUGUAAAUAUAGUUCUCAGGUUUAAUGUCCCAGUGGCCUCUGACAAUAUUUUAGCAAAUUACAAAACUCCAAACGUUUCGUUUUAAUCGUGUUUUGCUUAAAAAAAAAAUGUUUCCAAAACAAAGUUUCGUAUGUCUUUUUCUUUAAUAUUCAGUGGCAAGCAUAUACUGGGACAUAUUAAAAAGGAACCUUGUGAUUAUUUCAAAUGGCUAAUUACAUUUAUAAUUAUACGUCAUGUAUUUCAUAAUAUUAUCAUGUAUAUUACCAUGUACUGUAUUAUAUUUAGACAGAUAUAACUGUUAAAAUUCUCUAUGUCUCAUGUGGCCGAAUUCUGAUGUUGCUGAUCGAAAUUUACCGUGAACUUUAGGAACUUUUAUUCCAUUCUAUAAUAGAUUCAAUACUGUAUUUUAUGGGAAUAAACGGCGAAUGUCCAAUAAUUUGGGCAUUAUUUCUGCUUGCACAUGCGCAUUUCACACUACACGUGCACAAUUUACUCGGUUGCAAGAUCUUCAUUUUAUGGAGCUGAAUUGAACUUAAACAAGUUAUACGUCGUAAGUGUUUAAGUUUAAUUUGUAUUUUUGACAAUCUCGUGAUCUGCCCACAUCAACGAAAUACGUCCCAGUUGUGCAUUCAGUUGAAUUUGUUCUAACCAUAGCCGAUGUCAUGCCCCUAAUGACCUCUCAUGCAGUAUCAAAUAUCUGAGAUGAUUUUCUGUCCCCUGUUCUAAUAUUUUCAAUAUGUUUCAAAGAGUUAUUAUGGCACAAACUUGUAAUACUUGUGUUGUUUUUAUGUGUCUCUGUAACAGUUUUAUUAUCCUAUAUAAUAGGCUAUUUAGUGGUUUAUGGAUUUUGAAAUAUGGUUUAAAAAGUGGGAAUAUAUAUGCUAGGAAAAAAAGUUACCAUAUUUAUUUUCCAUAUUUGAAAACUGAAUUUCUAUUAAUUGAAGAAAUUUCUGUAAAGUACAGGAAAAAUCAAUACAGAUAAAAGUGUUUCCUGGCUGUUAGUAUUUAUUGUGAACAUAUCUCAGCUGAAAGAAUAAUAUUUUAGAUGAAAUCAUAUGCUGAGUUGGUUCAUGUGGAAUGUAUACUGAAUCCUUUCUGUGUGGUAAGCCCGUGAUGCGUAUAGAUUAUGAACUCGUAUUUAGGAUACCUUGCUCAACUAGGGACCAGAAGAGACCCCCCCCCCCCCACACACACACACGGGCGUUUCUUGUCUCUUCACUACCGACAUCCCCACAUCUCCAAAUGAUCUCUGACAUUGUACUGUACUACAUUACUUACAUUAUAUAUCAGUAUUGCCUACUUUAUCUUUAUUAAGGCUGAUGAAAUACUUAUUGUUGUGUUUUAUCAUGAUUUGGUAUAAUAAAAUAAAUUUAAAUCAA